UUUAUCUCUUUCUUCUGCUUCACGUGUUUCUCCACGUAUUCCCUGCAAUUAUUGCUGAUAUGGUUCUAAUGAUUCAGCGAAAGAAGCCAAUGGCGUUGAAACUUGCAUACAAGGCGACCAAGCAGGUUUUUAUACUGCAUUACUUCAUAAGUACAUCUUGGAUCAUAAAAACGGAUAAACUGAAGACCGUGAUAAAUCGUUUGAAUACUACCGAUGAAGAGGAAUUUUUAUUUGACAUGAAACAGUUAGACUGGCAUGAUGCAACCUUCGCAGGGAUAGAAUGCCUCCGGUACUCCAUAAACGAUACGAUGGACUCACUUCCGUAUGCGAAGAAGAGGUAUCGAAAAUUGAAAAUUCUUCACUACAUCACGGUUACUAUUAUCUCCAUGGUUGUCUUUUUCUUCCUUUUUAAGAUAAUUUGUAGUUAAUUCUAAUCUCUGUUAUUGAUAUCGCAA
Messenger RNA from Ceratina calcarata, 455 nucleotides. RefSeq names its product fatty acyl-CoA reductase wat-like. The record is from RefSeq and is a predicted model, not a curated record. NCBI's taxonomy places the organism in Eukaryota, Metazoa, Arthropoda, Insecta, Hymenoptera, Apidae. Bases 60 to 428 code for a protein of 122 amino acids. The transcript is spliced from 2 exons.